CACGGUGACAAUGACACCACGGACAGCCAAUUGAGCUUCAAAAAAUGCGACCCAUCGUCGCUUCACCAGGCACCAGCGCGUCCCCUAGCUCAUCACGAGUCAACUGCUUGGACCUGUCACGAGGCAACUGCAUGGAAGGCGGCGGCGGCGGCGGUGACCGGGCCGCUGCCACGCCCACGCGUAUGACCACCGUAUCGCGGCACUACUUCGGAGGCAGUGCGUCCGAGCGCCACCACGACCUCCGGGUCGACAUCAUCGAGAACAUCGAAGAGGACUACGGCAUGUUUGUCUGGCCAUGCAGUGUCAUUCUUGCAGAGUAUGUCUGGCAGCAGAGAUCACGGUUCUCUGCUUCCAGAGUUGUUGAGCUUGGUGCGGGAACCUCACUGCCGGGAUUAGUAGCUGCAAAGGUUGGAGCAGAUGUAACACUAACAGACAUUGCACAGAAUACAGAAGUACUAAACAACAUCAGAAGCAUAUGUGCUCUCAAUAACGCCAGUUGUACUGUUUCAGGACUUACAUGGGGAGACUGGGAUGAAACGGUAUUUGAUUUACGUCCUGACAUUAUUCUUGGAGCUGAUGUACUUUAUGACUCAUCAAAUUUUGAUGAUCUGUUCGCCACGGUGACCUUUCUUCUCGAAAAUUCUUCUGGGGCGGUUUUCAUAACCACAUACCACAACCGCAGUGGUCAUCAUCUGAUUGAGUUUUUGAUGGUCAAGUGGGGCUUGAAGUGUUUGAAACUCCUGGAUGGUUUCUCCUUCCUCCCACCAUGCAAGGCUGCUUCACUUCAGGGGAAUAUUCAGCUUGUUGAAAUCACGCUUGACAAGGAAAAACAUAAAUGACCCUGGGGUGAGGUGAGGGAGCUUAUUUCAUGGGUCAGAAAAUCUGCAAGCGUAUGUGAUUCAGAAUGAUUUAUGCUUCGUGGGUUACACGUUUUACAGGAGUUGAUGAAAAGCACAUAGAAAUAAAAUGCCAUAUUUGGUCCUCUGCAUACAUGAUGUAGCGAGCGGCUCCAUGUCAAUUCAUCCAUUUGGACUGUCAUCACAAGGAUUUUCUUUUUAAUUUUAAAGAAGUCAUCGGUUCGUUCUAACUGCGAAAAAAAUGUAGAUUGCCUAAAAAACGUGCAGAGAUGCCCAUCUGUUUAUUCA
This is a messenger RNA of Sorghum bicolor (sorghum), 1145 nucleotides long. RefSeq names its product methyltransferase-like protein 23. Gene Ontology annotation, cellular component: nucleus; cytoplasm. The transcript is spliced from 7 exons. The record is from RefSeq and is a predicted model, not a curated record. Lineage: Eukaryota; Viridiplantae; Streptophyta; Magnoliopsida; Poales; Poaceae. The coding region runs from base 45 to 839 and encodes 264 amino acids.